This is a messenger RNA of Lathyrus oleraceus (garden pea), 1836 nucleotides long. RefSeq lists its product as uncharacterized. NCBI's taxonomy places the organism in Eukaryota, Viridiplantae, Streptophyta, Magnoliopsida, Fabales, Fabaceae. The transcript has a single exon. The record is from RefSeq and is a predicted model, not a curated record. Bases 1 to 1836 code for a protein of 611 amino acids.
AUGGAUCGUACUUGGAUGUACGAUAGAGUAUAUUCCAAUAGACACGGAUUGAAAGAAGAGUAUGUUCGCGGGGUUAAAGACUUCGUAAAGAGGGCUUUGAAACAACCUAUUUGUAAAUCUGAGGGAGGGAUAAGGUGUCCGUGUAUAAAUUGCAAGUGUCUCAAGAUAAGAACACCAACUAAUGUUAGACUUCACUUGUAUCGAGAUGGAUUUCAACCAGACUAUUGGAUUUGGACUCAACAUGGAGAAGUAGAGCUCAAUGUUAAUACAAGGAAUGAUUCAAAUAGUAGUGAGCAUGUGCAUCAUGAUGACCAAAUUGAGGCAAUGAAUCAGAUGGUGUAUGAUGCUUUUAGGCCUUAUGGAGUAUUCUCUCACGUGAAUGAUAACAUAGAAGUUGAGGAAUAUACGGAGGAUGAGUUUCCCAACGAAGAUGCCAAACGAUUUUAUGACAAGUUGAUAUCUUUCAACAAGCCCAUUUAUGAGGGAGCUACCCAAUCAAUAUUAUCAAUAUCUACUCAACUUCUUGAAAUUAGGUCUAAUUGGCAUGUACCACAAAAAGGUUUAGAUUUUGUUGCACAAAUGCUUAAAAGUGUAUGUCCGGUUCAAAAAUGCUUGCCCGAGAACUAUUACCAAGCAACACAGUUGGUAUCUAAGUUAGGGCUAAAGGUUGAGAAGAUUGAUUGUUGUAAGAAUGGUUGUAUGUUAUAUUACAAGGAUGAUAGCAAUCUAUCAGAGUGCAAAUUUUGUAAUGCUCCUAGGUUCAUUCCUCGCAAGACUGGCAUGGGAAAGUACAAAGAUAUCCCAGUGAAGAGGAUGUUCUACUUCCCAAUCAUUCCCAGAUUACAAAGAUUGUAUGCAUCAACUGAGUCGGCAAGUGAAAUGAGAUGGCAUCACAUGAACAAAAAUAGUUCCAACAUCCUUCGCCACCCGUCAGAUGGAAAAGCAUGGAAACAUUUUGAUAGUGUAUAUCCUGACUUUUCUAGGGAACCCAGAAAUGUAAGGUUGGGUCUGUGUUCAGAUGGUUUUACUCCUUACAUUCAAGCGUCUGCUUCUCCAUACUCAUGUUGGCCAAUAAUAGUUACUCUGUAUAAUCUCCCCCCUGAAAUGUGCAUGACCAAACCAUACUUGUUUUUGGCAUGCCUCAUACCCGGACCUAAAAACCCUAAAUUAAAGAUAGAUGUCUACUUGCAACCAUUGAUUGAUGAUCUACAUCGAUUGUGGUCCAAUGGAAUAUUGACCUAUGAUAUAUCUACAAAACAAAACUUCAUCAUGAAAGCCUGCUUGAUGUGGACAAUUAAUGAUUUUCCAGCCUAUGGUAUGUUAUCUGGAUGGGGAACACAAGGUAAAUUGGCAUGCCCUCAUUGUAUGGAACACACUGAUGCUUUCACCUUGAAAAGUGGCCAUAAGAAUUCCUGGUUUGACUGUCAUCGUCGUUUCUUGCCAUCUAAUCACUCCUUCAGAAGGAGUAAAAGAAGUUUCCUAAAAAAUAGGGUUGUGACCAAUGAGCCACCUCCCAUUUCCACAGGGAAAGAUAUAUGGGCGGUAAUAAGUAAUUUUCCAAAAGUUACUGAAAUUGGAUGGGAGGCGAAAUGGAAAGAAUUCGAAGGGUAUGGAGUGGAUCACAAUUGGAAAAAGCGAAGUAUUUUUUGGGAUCUCCCAUAUUGGAAGGAUAACUUGUUAAGGCAUAACCUCGAUGUGAUGCACAUAGAAAAAAACGUCUUCGAUAAUAUAUUUAAUACUGUCAUGAAUGUUAAGGAUAAAACAAAGGAUAAUGAAAGGCAAGAGAAGACUUGGCUAAAUUAUGCUUUCGCGGGGACUUGGAGCUCCAACCCUUAG